This is a messenger RNA of Spodoptera frugiperda (fall armyworm), 569 nucleotides long. Its product is annotated as serine protease inhibitor dipetalogastin-like. Gene Ontology annotation, molecular function: protein binding. The record is from RefSeq and is a predicted model, not a curated record. The coding region runs from base 30 to 560 and encodes 176 amino acids. Lineage: Eukaryota; Metazoa; Arthropoda; Insecta; Lepidoptera; Noctuidae. The transcript is spliced from 4 exons.
GUGUCUGAGUUUUAAUUAACAAAUCAUUUAUGGUUCUUAUCUAUUUUGCAAAGCGAAUGUCUUUAAAUGCCGUUUUACUUUACAUCGCGAAAAUGGAGAAAAUUUACAAGAUUUUUAUACAUUCAAUAAUAGUAAUAAUAACAUGCGGUGCAUUGUCACAAUUAGUGCCUCAUAACACGGUACCUUUCAUGGCUCGACCCUGGUCAGCUGCACAGAGCAAGGCACUGCGCCAAGGGAAAGGGGGUUUUUGCUGUGCUUGGAAGGAACCAGACUACCACGAUGAUGAUUCGGUCGCUCGUGUGGUCGGUGAGGGUGAUACAGUGGUCGGUUCAAUGGGCGGUUUGAUCAUGCUACGAACCAGAGUCGGCGCUUCGGAAGUGAAUCAUCGCUCAGAGCAUACGGAGGAGCCUCCAAGAAGAGAUUGCUUCUGUUCCAAGAUCUACGACCCUGUCUGUGCAUCAAAUAACGAGUCAUAUUUCAACCUAUGUUUUCUGGAAUGCAAAGUACCAAAAAGUGACAAUAUUAGCGUUAUCCACCAAGGAAAUUGUAUACCAUUUUAAAGAUAAACG